GUGUUACAAAUGACAAUGACCAGAAAACCUAAUUUACUGUAGCAAAUUUGUGUUGGUUUCCUUCAAAAUCAGUGCGGGCCGAAUUUGCCCAAAACCGGACCUGUUCCAUACACCAAAUUCCAUACAAGACAAAAUCCAUGAUGCGUUGUUGUUGAUACUUGUCAUUAAUUAUAAUUAGUGAUUAAUUAAAGUGUUUACAACCGUCAGUACCAAAGUGACUUAACUUAAUUAUUGUAGAAAUGAUCUAGACAACAUAACCUCAAAGAAACAUGAUAUGUCAAAGCAAGCAGUAAAUUGUUUCAGAUGUCAUGAAUCUCACCCUGUCGGACAGUUUAUUGGGGCGACAGAGGAGUCGACAAUGGACCCCCUUAGUAACACAACAGUACCGUCUACGUCAUGUCCACCAAAUAAUCGGCUUGAAUUUUCCGCCUAUACCGAAGAAGGGCAGUUACUACUUCACCCUCCACUUGACCACGAUGAGUUCGCCCUUCUACACAAGCGAUAAAAUCGAAAACGCCAACCCUAAAUGGCCCGAACUGGACCAACGCAAUUUGACGAAUUUGUCAACCACCGCCUUGGUUUUGCGCGUGUGGCGCCACGUUGGUGACUCCCCCGACACCAUAGUCUCCACCUGGGGGGUUAACCUAUCAGGGCUCAUCUACUUAGGGAGUAAAAUAGCUGAAAUCCAACCAGCUUUCUUUCACCCCAACACUGUGAUAUUUUCUAUAAGGGGCGGCUUUUUCACGAGUAGGCACGCCGUCAACGAGGAGGCCCCCAAAAAGCCCCCUUUUUUGGGCAACAUUAACGUCAUAGACGUGGGGGGCAAUAAGCAGAUUUUCAGGAAGACGGCCGUGCAAACGGCCAAAAGUGAGGUUAGGGGUAGUUACAAUAUCAACAAACUGAGGAAAUUGCACAGUUUACAAGUCACUAUUAAAAAUAAGGGCUUGGACGUGCAAGUGGUUAGGGAAAAAAUUGAAGUCAAGUGUGGUACCAACAGUACUGAAACAAACUCUCCAGAGAGUACCCAAAUUUCUAGUCCCUCUAAUAUUAGGUACGCGCCGCAGUUACUUACCAUGAAGUCGGUCAAUAAAAUGCUGGAGCAAAAACCGACCAAAAUGCAGAGAAAAGAAAUGGAAAAGAUGCGAAAUGAAAUCGAGAUUGAAAAAUUCCGUAGCAAAUUACUAUCGCAAGAGCGCGAUAAAAAAUCCGCCUUGAUUCGGCGUUUCAAAAACAAACUAAAGGAGUUGGUAGAACUUAACGAGAAAACAAACAUGGAAUUAAUGGAUAACUACUACAAACUGAGCCGUGAGAGUGAACAGUUGCGAAAAAUGAAAAAAGACAUGGCUUGCAGUCAGGAGUUAUUGAUGACUUUGUACACACAAUUGCACCAACGUCGCAGACAAUUACUCCAACAGUUGUUAUUCAUCUAUCCGAUACAACAAGUCUCAGAAAAGAAAUACACAAUUCAUGGGAUUUACCUCCCGAAUUCGGACAUUUUGUCAGACUGCUCCGAUUUGGGCAUUUCUGUGGCUUUGGGUUACAUCACCCACGUGUUACUGAUGACUUCCACGUUCUUGCAAGUGCCCUUACGUUACCCGAUGACGCAUUACGGGUCAAGGUCAUACAUCACCGAUCACGUGUCGCCGAUUUUACCCGACCGCGAGCGAGACUUUCCCCUCUUCACCAAAGGCAAAGAAAAAAUUCAAUUCACUUACGCUGUCUAUUUAUUAAACAAAAACAUAGCGCAAUUGCGGUGGCUGUAUUUUAUGCACACCCCUGAAUUGAAAGCGACGUUGCCGAAUCUACUGACUUUCCUUGAAGGGCGCGACUGUAGGGAAACCCUACCUUUGGUUACGAUUAGUUUAGGUUUGAAUGCGGAAGUUGAGUGUCAUCGGGGACCGGAAGUGAAAAUUAGCGAGGAGAAAUGUCUCGAGUGCCCGAAAAAAAGUAGGGUUUUAAGGAGUAGUGAGUGUGGGCCGGGCUUAAGCGAGAUUUUGGCCAUUCCGGAGGCUUUCAUGAAUAAGCAGAUCACGUCGGAUUCCUUCAAGAAUUACAUCGCUUCGAAAAAAACAGCAGACGAGGCCAGCGCGUCAAUCGUCAUAAAACAAGGCGUCGUGGACGAAAAUACCAAAAACUGUGAUACUAGCGAGGAAGCGAUUGAGCAAGGGACGGAUUUGCUUGACCCCUCUGUAGAUUUGGCAGAUUUGGCGGGUAAUUUAAACGGGGACAAGCCAGGAGACAUGUCCGACCCGGAAAUCCGCAAAAUGGACGACAGUCAGACGGAACUUUUGGAAAAAUGGAUGAAAAACGGCACCUCCUCCGAAUGUUGCAGCAAGGAAACGUGUGAAAAAUUCCCCGAGAUUGCAGUACAAAGUGUCGAUAGUCCGCUGAUGGCAAGGACGGACGCAUUGCGUACCACGAAAUCGUUCAACUUGGUUAAGCCGAAACCGAACUUGUGAUUGUUUUAUCGAAUUAUUUAAGAUUUUAUUAUUUAAUACAUCCUUGUUUUCACUUAGAGAAGUUAUUGUUUAUUUCAAAUGAAUUUACACAAUAAAUAUUUAUUCCAUUUUA
Tribolium castaneum (red flour beetle) is the source of this 2571-nucleotide messenger RNA. RefSeq names its product UV-resistance associated gene (gene Uvrag). Gene Ontology annotation, cellular component: lytic vacuole; endosome. Gene Ontology annotation, molecular function: SNARE binding. Gene Ontology annotation, biological process: SNARE complex assembly. Lineage: Eukaryota; Metazoa; Arthropoda; Insecta; Coleoptera; Tenebrionidae. Bases 309 to 2459 code for a protein of 716 amino acids. The transcript is spliced from 9 exons. The record is from RefSeq and is a predicted model, not a curated record.